This is a messenger RNA of Perkinsus marinus ATCC 50983, 1065 nucleotides long. RefSeq lists its product as hypothetical. The record is from RefSeq and is a predicted model, not a curated record. Bases 1 to 1065 code for a protein of 354 amino acids. Lineage: Eukaryota; Perkinsozoa; Perkinsida; Perkinsidae. The transcript is spliced from 11 exons.
AUGCUCCCUCCCAAGCUGUCCUCGAGCCCUGUGUUCUCAGACACCGAGUACCAUGCUCAACCCUCCAUACGGCCCGGUAUGUGGGCAAGUGUAUCGUCUAAAUAUCAACCCUAUAAAUGUGUGUCCCAUUUCGAGUGCCCUGGUGGGCCUGCUGGUCAGUGUGCUGCCAGGCGGACUGGCACUGCAUGCACUCUGUGCGAGGAAGGAUACUUCCGUUUCAAUGGUGCCUGUCGAGAGUGCUCCCCCAGCCACCGUCUCACGUUGAUAGCCGUGCUAGUUCUUAUGGCAGCAUUCUGCUAUGCUACUUAUCACAUGACCGGUGGUAGCACUAUGUUGCAUCAAGUGACUACCUUACUUGGUGUCACCAUGUCCCUUGGCCAUAUUAUAAAGUACCUUCAACUGAUGGCGCUAUUCGGCCUCAUCCUGUUCGAGUGGCACAUCAGUUCGAUAGACGAUAAUUCUUGGAGCUCGCUCCUGAAGGCUCUACGGCUUGCCUUGUUCGACUUCACCGAAGUGCUGUCCCUGGACUGCUGGGCUAAUGGUAUAUCCCCUCUCGCCUCGUACACCAUCCGUAUGCUCAUCCCCGUAUUCCUCUAUGGUUCAAGCGUUAUCGCCUCGUCAGUGGCUUUGGACGGGGGUACGCACUACGAGUGGGAGCACUUGAGCCUGGCGAAUUCCAUAGGGCAGAUAACACAGGCCCUCUUUAUCCCCAUCGUGGUAUCAUCAUUGGCCCCCUUGCAGUGCUUCUCUCACCCUAGCAGGGAUGCCCAAUCUGUUCUCCAAUACCCUGAGCAGCUGUGCGAGGGCGGGGAGUACUGGGCGAUGGUUGGCAUCGGCAUUGCUGGCCUCUUGAUAUACGUCAUCGGCUUCGUAUGUCUGGUCUUCUGGGCUACACUAUGGGUUGGAGAGCUCUGUGAAACUGACCCGUCGUACAUGAAGAGGUUCCGAUUCCUGUUCUACCGAUUUCGCCAAGACCGCUAUUACUGGUCGACCAUCAUUGUUACACAGAAUAUGGCUCUAUCUCUCGUGCCGUUCAUCAAGGUCGAUGACAUGUAUGUUAAAUGA